AUGCUGGAUUUCUUGGAAGCAGCAAGAGUGCAACAACCUGCCCGAGAUGCUUUGCUACAAUUCUUUCGUGGCAGAACAAUUCCCGCGGAUGUUAACACCGCGGCUCGCCAUGCUGCUGGGGUGGAAACUCGCACAGGAGGCUGCUUCACCUUCCUCACCGUCACCAACCAAGGAGCCGCGGCCCUCAACCUAGGUCGAUUGGCGAUCCAGUUUCCGGACGCAGCAGCAAUCCUGCGAGAUGGUGGCGGCAUUCCGGCAGAGAUUGGCCGAGUUGUCGUAGACACAGGCAUGCGGAUGCGCUUAACCCAGAACAUUGACAAAGACAGGGGCUUUGUGAAUGGGAAUACCGGCACCGUUCGAGCCAUGCUGAGGUCCGAUGUCUUUCUUCUGCAGUCCGACCAAGGACUACCGAUUCUGGUGCACCCUGUGACACAGCAAGGACGUAAGUUCCUGCCAGUCUCGUAUGGUUGGGCGACAACCAUAAGACGCGCCCAGGGAGCAACUUUGGACAAGGUUGGGUUGUGGUUUGAUCGACGGCUUCCUGACCGAGGCUACGGCUACGUUGGUUUAUCCCGAGCCAAACGUCGACAAGACGUUUUUCUCCUCGGCCGUGUUCGCCGCACCGAUUGGCGAGCAGUUAACGGCGAGAACGAUAACUCGGAGCAGAACCAGGUGUCUGUGUUCAGCGAGAGCACCCACAGCAGCGAAGAGAUGGACAUCAUCGAAUCGAGCACUGAAACACAGUCACCACGUGGCAGCUCACCAACCGGAUCGACUUCAGAAGAGCCGAGCUUCGAGCCAUCGACCAACGAGGACUCCUCCGUCGACCCAUAUCGUUUGAUGGGCAGCCAAAGUGAUUGGGAUUUGUCUACCAGCAGCUAG
Symbiodinium sp. CCMP2592 is the source of this 882-nucleotide messenger RNA. Lineage: Eukaryota; Dinophyceae; Suessiales; Symbiodiniaceae. The record is from the annotation of a GenBank genome assembly.